Molecule: messenger RNA, 3872 nt
Organism: Alexandromys fortis (reed vole)
Lineage: Eukaryota; Metazoa; Chordata; Mammalia; Rodentia; Cricetidae
Gene: Prkn
Product: parkin RBR E3 ubiquitin protein ligase
Exons: 12
Coding region: 144-1538 (464 amino acids)
Biological process (GO): positive regulation of proteasomal ubiquitin-dependent protein catabolic process; protein polyubiquitination; autophagy of mitochondrion
Cellular component (GO): Golgi apparatus; endoplasmic reticulum; cytoplasm
Molecular function (GO): ubiquitin conjugating enzyme binding; ubiquitin protein ligase activity; zinc ion binding
Source: RefSeq, a predicted model, not a curated record
GCACGCGCACUGGGCCUGCUGGCCGCGUGGGGAGGGCCAACCUGGAUGACUAAACCCGAGAGAAACGCUGGUGGGCGGCUUGGGCGGGUGUCGGUGCCCGCGUAGGCCCUGCUUGCCCCGCAGCCACCACCCGCCCGGUGACCAUGAUAGUGUUCGUCAGGUUCAACUCCAGCCAUGGCUUCCCAGUGGAGGUGGAUUCUGACACCAGCAUCUUCCAGCUCAAGGAAGUGGUUGCUAAGCGACAGGGGGUUCCGGCUGACCAGCUGCGUGUGAUUUUUGCUGGGAAGGAGCUUCGGAAUGACCUGACAGUGCAGAGCUGUGACCUGGAACAGCAGAGCAUAGUUCACAUAGUGCAGAGACCGUGGAGAAAAAGUCGUGAGACAAACGCUUCUGGAGAGGACAAGCCCCACAACAUCUCAGGGGGCUCUGCCUGGGAGCCCAGAAGCUUGACGAGGGUGGACCUCAGCAGCCACAUCCUGCCGGCGAACUCCCUGGGGCUGGCGAUCAUUCUGGACACAAGCAGCAGCAGCGAUUCCGAAGCGGCCAGAGGUCCAGGUAAACCUACCUACAACAGCUUCUAUGUCUACUGCAAGGGCCCCUGCCACAAGGUCCAGCCUGGAAAGCUCCGAGUUCAGUGCGGCACCUGCAGACAAGCCACCCUGACCUUGGCCCAGGGUCCGUCCUGCUGGGAAGAUGUCUUAAUUCCAAACCAGAUGAGUGGCGAGUGCCAGUCUCCAGACUGUCCUGGAACCAGAGCAGAAUUUUUCUUUAAAUGCGGAGCACACCCAACCUCUGACAAGGAUACAUCUGUAGCCUUGAACCUGAUCACCACUAACAGCCGCAACAUCACCUGCAUAGCGUGCACAGAUGUCAGGAGCCCCGUCCUGGUCUUCCAGUGUAACCACCGCCACGUGAUCUGCUUGGACUGCUUCCACUUGUACUGUGUCACCAGACUCAACGACCGGCAGUUUGUCCAUGAUGCUCAGCUUGGCUACUCCCUGCCGUGUGUGGCUGGCUGUCCCAACUCCCUGAUUAAAGAGCUCCAUCACUUCCGGAUUCUUGGAGAAGAGCAGUACAACAGGUACCAGCAGUAUGGCGCAGAGGAGUGUGUACUGCAGAUGGGGGGCGUGCUGUGCCCCCGUCCUGGCUGCGGAGCUGGGCUGCUGCCUGAACAGGGCCAGAGGAAAGUCACCUGUGAAGGGGGCAACGGCCUGGGCUGCGGGUUCGUCUUCUGCAGGGACUGUAAGGAAGCUUACCACGAAGGUAAAUGUGACUCGCUGUUUGAAGCCUCGGGGGCCACCUCUCAGGCCUACCGAGUGGACAAAAGGGCUGCUGAGCAAGCUCGCUGGGAGGAGGCCUCCAAAGAAACCAUCAAGAAAACCACUAAGCCUUGUCCUCGCUGCAAUGUGCCAGUGGAAAAAAAUGGAGGCUGCAUGCACAUGAAGUGUCCGCAGCCACAGUGCAGGCUGGAAUGGUGCUGGAACUGCAGCUGUGAGUGGAACCGAGCCUGCAUGGGUGAUCACUGGUUCGACGUGUAGAAGGAUGUCACCCCGGCACUGGCCCUGGCCACAGCUUCUAACGGGAAAGAUGUCGACCCCUACCCUCUUAGCCAUUUUGUCUCCUCUAUGCAUACAAGCACAUGCAUACACACGCACAAACACAGGCUGCAAAUUACAGAUGCGACUACUAGAGCCUUUCCACGGAAACCAGCAGUGCCCGCCGGGCACCCAGCAAGAGGCUCUUUCAGGCUUCUGGCUUAUGCAAAUAUCAGAGCUGGGAAGAGAGCACAGCCCCUUGUUUUGGAUUCUCAGCCCAGCCCGAAUCCAGCUGGAUCAUCACAGGGGCAGAGGUUUUCCAGGUUUACCUUUCUGCCUCCACUUUCACUAACUUCAUGUAGACGCACGGGUGAAGCCAACAGCUUUCCGAGGCUGUCGCCACGCUCUGAUUAUGUUAGACUGCUGUGGAUUCUCAGGAGCACACUCGAGAUUUAAGGAGCAGUGCCCAGAGGGCCCUCCCCAGCAAUAGUCAAAACAACUAGUUUAUCCCCAAGAAUCCUGUCUUUAUAAGUGGUGCUGAUGAGACAGGUCCGCGGCAUACAAAUCAGCUCAUCAAGCAAGCGAGGAACUGGGAAAGCUAAUUUGAGUGCCGGCUGCUUAAAUCACAGGGAGGGCAUCGAAGCCGAGCACACUGCCGUCGUCCGUUCAGUUGCCUGCAACCUUAGAAAGAAAGGAUUUUUUUUCCUCCUGAGACUAUUACAAAGUCUGCAAUUGGUUUGACGUAUUCCUGUUGCCACCUGGAAGCCCAGCCCAUUCGUUUGGCUUCAGUGUAAACUCAAUAGAGAAAGUGCCUAUAAAGGGAUAUUCUUAGAAACAAUCCCAUGAUGCUAUUCCAACGCCAACAGCAGUGCAGGUCGGGUUUAUAUUUAUGGAACAUCUACAGAAGGGGAGAGACCUCUAUGCACCUACUCCCUCCCCAGCUGCUAAGCCCCAGGCAGGGCCUUUCGCGCAGGACAAUAAACACACACUAGAAUAUUCUUCAGGUUAAUAUGCAUCACAUUUGAAUGUUAAUUUUUCAAAAUUUUAUUUUUUCCUAUUUUUUGUUUUUGAGGCACACACACAGCACAUAAAAACAAUAGCACUAGGUACUGUGAGCCAAAUUUUUUACCGCACCAUGUGCGCAGGGAUGAGGUAUAGUCUCUGCCUUUCCUUCUCAUUUGAUAUUCUGGCUUCUCAGGGGGCUGAGCUGCUAGCUGAGGAUCUCCUUGGCACAUGAGGUCCCUUGGGACUUAAGAGACCUGGAUCUUCUGAAACCAAUAUGAAGGUGUAACCGACAGAAACCCUUGCUGGAGAGAGAAGAGGCAGUGACCUCGGAAUUUUCCAGGUCUUAUACCAAGAACAUCUGCUCCCCCACUCCAGGCAGCCUUACCCAGCCUCAUCCACAACUCUCCCCCAGGAGCUUUCCUCCCCUUCCUCUGAGAUGCUGGAACAAGACUGUGGUGUGAGGGGGUCAUAACAACGUGAAUGACCCCAUUUAAUAUCAGCAAUUAGAAAAUCCUUCCACUCCUACACGCCCUAGGCCUGCCAGACCCCAGUCCAGAAGCCAAGGUUGCAUGGAAACAAUGGUGUUGGUAUCUUGGAAAGUGAGGAAGAUCAGCAGACCCAAGUCCACGCUUGCAUCCCGGCGGCCUAGUCUCCACCCCAGCCAGGUCCUGAAGGAGUGCCGCGUGCUCACCCAGAGUGGCAAGGCCACCUGCCCUGAGCACUCAGGGUUUUUCUGCCACCCGUCACUGUUUCGUUUGCAGUAUCACUCUUCCCGCCGCAUCCUCCCACACCUGUGUGCUGUAAUGGUUUGGGAAGCCAGGACAAUGUCUCCUGUCCUGCUUGCUACAGAGACUCCCUGGAGCUCGCUGGCUCUCCAGCAUGUUCCUUUUUUUCUUUCUAGUGAUGGCCUAUGUUUUCUUCAGAAUAGAAUAGUAGCUCUGAAAAUAGCUUAAAGGGAAAGUAUCCACAGUGUGUGAGCACGAGUCACCGCCUGUGUGUGUGAGCACGAGUCACCGCCUGUGUGUGUGAGCACGAGUCACCGCCUGUGUGAGUGAGCACGAGUCGUGGGAUAGAAGUGGAUGUCAGAAGAAUGGAAACCUAACCUCUGCAGAGCAAUCUGCCUUUUUCUGCGAAACGCAUUCAGAAAGAUCUGAAGGCUGUGUCCAUGGUGGUACCCAGACUGUCAAUAAAAGAAUCCAAAGAGUGUUUGAGCUUGUCCUUGGAGAUAUCUCUUUAAUAAAUGUCGGAGAUGUGGGAGAGAAGGUGGGCCACAUUUCUGUUUCUUUGUGGUCUCGCAUACUGCCUGGAAGCAUCGCCCACUGGGGAUCGUGG